Messenger RNA from Pseudonaja textilis, 428 nucleotides. The record is from RefSeq and is a predicted model, not a curated record. NCBI's taxonomy places the organism in Eukaryota, Metazoa, Chordata, Lepidosauria, Squamata, Elapidae.
AAAUUCGCUGUGCGCCCUCUAAGAGCACAUUUGUUCUUGGUUUCGUGAGCGGAAAGGUUGAAGAAGGCUCAAGAAUGUCCGGACGAGGAAAAGGCGGAAAGGGAUUAGGGAAAGGAGGCGCUAAGCGCCAUCGCAAAGUCUUGCGAGAUAAUAUCCAAGGCAUUACUAAGCCCGCUAUCCGCCGUUUGGCUCGUCGUGGUGGAGUAAAGCGUAUUUCUGGUUUGAUCUACGAGGAAACUCGGGGGGUGCUGAAGGUGUUUCUAGAAAAUGUUAUCCGCGAUGCUGUGACUUACACCGAGCACGCCAAGAGGAAGACGGUGACUGCCAUGGAUGUGGUGUAUGCCUUGAAACGCCAAGGCCGUACCCUGUACGGAUUUGGUGGUUAAGCAUUGCGAGCUUUUCAAAACAAAACAAAAGGCCCUUUUAAG